GCACCCUCGACCAAAGCUGACACAACAACAAAGGACCUCUCCUCUUACAAGAAUGAAUCAAUGAAUGAAAAGAAAGCAACAUAAUGAAUGACUGAAGAAGGCAAAAGGAAGAAGAAAUAACUAGGGAUAUUUCCAGAAUUUCAAAAAUACGCUGGGUGCACAAACAGAAUUCUAGGUGCACAAAGCAAAAAGCCUAACAUGGAUUGUGUUUGAACUAAGCCCAGCAUCAAUUUCUAGGUCAGCUUCUGCGUAUUCGAAGUCGGAACGUUUCUUUCUUGUGAUGGAACAUCGUGCGAACUUACAGCUACAGGUACAGGAUGCAUUCAUUACUGUGGGAAGCUAUCAUCACAAAAAUUGUUGCCAAAAGGAUGAAAAGAAGAAAUAAAAAAAGAAACUUGAGAAAGAAAUACUAUGAGGAUUGGUCAAGUAUCCCUUCAUUGCCGUUGAAAGCAGUCAGGAGAAGAUUUAGUGUCAAAUGUAGAAAAAAAAUACACAGAAGAAAAAAAGAAUUGAAAAAGAAAAACUUUGCAGAUUGGUCUAGUCUCCCUCGAGGUAUACUUGAGAUGGUUGCUGAAAGACUGACCUUUAUCGAUUGCUUAUCAAUCAGCAAAGUUUGUACAAGUUGGAAUAGAGUUCUUGGUGAAGAACUUCCUAGGUGGCAAAGGCAUGGAUUUCCUUGGCUCUUGGUGUCAGAUCAGCAGAACAAAGAGAUUAGAACUUGUAUCAGUAUAUUGGAGAAUCGUGUUUGGGAGUUGGAGUUAUCAGAGGCAUAUGGAAAGUAUUGUUGGGGAUCAUUUUGUGAUUGGUUAAUUAUGGUAAAAAAAAUUGACAAUUUCCAUCUUGAAGUUAACUUGUUGAAUCCAUUUUCAGGACGCCAAAUUAGUCUCCCUUUAAUAUGGAACUUUUACCACAAGAUGGUGCAUUCAGGGCUUCCCUCUGAGAAUAACUUUAUUUGCAUGCUUCUACACAGCCAGUACUGUGAGCUGGCUUUUUGGGUCCCAGGAGCAAAUUCAUGGCGUAAACAUAAACUAACGGGUGAGCCAUUUGAGGAUGCUGUAUUUUGUAAUGGAAGCUUUUACCUCCUGGCUGAUGGAUUUAAUAUAUGGCAAAUUGAUGUUCGAAGUAUCUACUCUAGCAUUAGCAAAGGUGAUGAUGAUUUUGGAACACAGUCCAAGAUAGAAACACAGUUUCUUGAAGUACAAAGGCCUGAGAUAUUACAAGAAGGGAUUAUAUUACACAAUCAUCAUGACUAUCAAAUUUUAAGAUAUCUUGUGGAGUCUUGUGGGGAGCUUUUGCUUGUUUGUAGAUAUUUUAGUACCAAACAAGAUGCGGUGCUUGAGACCCUAAAAUUCGAGGUAUAUUCAUUGGACUUUUGUCAAUUAUCUUGGAAGAAGGUUGAGGAUUUGGGGGAUCAAAUGAUAUUUUUGGGGAAAUGUUCCUCAACAUCCUUCUCUGCAAUGGAACUUGGAGCUGGAAUUAGAAACAGCAUUUUUUUCUGCAAUGAUCCAAUUGUUCCUUGGUGGAAUGAAUGGGAUUCUGAUCAUUUAAAAGGUAUAUUAACCCGUUUUGGCGCCAAUAGGACUGACAUAAGCAAUUGGGGCAUUUUCAGGCUUGGCAAUGAGGAUGGCGAGCCGUUUUGCUUCCAUGGUGAUAUAGACCAUUGGACAUACACCUGGUUUACUGCACCUUCAUGGUGGUGUUAUAGAAAUAUUCCUCCAGAAGGAAGCAGUUAAUCUCAGUACCGUAUGUUGCUAACUGGCAAAUAGAUGUGUUAUGCAUGUGUAUAUGUGAACCUAUUUGGUGUUUUAGAAUAUGCUCAUGAAGUGUUGAGAAGCCUUUUUGUGUGAGAAUUAAGAAAAACCGAACACAUGCACAACUACUCUUCAAUCUUCAUCUGUAGACUUAACUUUUUUUAUAUACAUUCUUUUGAUAUGUUUAUCAUCAAGUUUAAAUAUUAACCAAUACUGGCGACUUUUUUGCCACCAUAUACGUUA
Messenger RNA from Glycine soja, 1994 nucleotides. Its product is annotated as F-box protein At3g56470-like. The coding region runs from base 318 to 1733 and encodes 471 amino acids. The record is from RefSeq and is a predicted model, not a curated record. Lineage: Eukaryota; Viridiplantae; Streptophyta; Magnoliopsida; Fabales; Fabaceae. The transcript has 2 exons. Gene Ontology annotation, molecular function: protein binding.